GAAGAGAUUUCAAAAGUAUUUUGGAGUGAGGGGAGAGAGGGAGAGGCUGAAGAUGCUUGUUUAAAUAUCUCUUGAGAACAGGUUUGUUGAGGAGGAUUUAGGAAUGUGAGUAAUAAUUAAAUCCAGCAGAUGGCAGUAAUGCAACUUUUUGGAUACCAGCUGCCAAAGAAGAAGAAGAAGAAGAAGACUUCCGGCAAGAUGGAGGACCGGGUUCAGCGUCUCUUGUGAGCUCUGUCUGCUUGUCCCACUUUUACAAAUACUUUACCAUCCAACUCAAUUCUAUCUGAUCGUAUGAAUCUCUAAUACACCAUACCGACGCUUUAACCAUAAAGUGCUCCGGAAACUGCAGCAUGACGACGGAAAAUAACUUCUCUUCAGCCUACAGUAGCUCGGAGAUUGACGACCACGAUGAUGUUAAGAUGGAGGUCUCUACCGAGAGCUACAGAAGAAAAGACCCUUUCUCACCAGCGAAGAACCCACCAGCAACUAAAAAGAAGGACACUGGCUCAGAGGAAGAUGUCCAGCAGCUGUUGGUGAGUAAAGAAGAUCUUCCACCUGAGCAGCAGGAGUGGAGCCACAUUCUGGACCAGGAGGACACUAAGCCCCAACACAUUAAAGAAGAACAUGAGGAACUGUGGAGCAGUCAGGAGGAAGAACAGCUUCAAGGACUGGAGGAGGCUGAUACCACCAAGUUCCCCUUCACUCCUGUCUCUGUGAAGAGUGAAGAUGAUGAAGAGAAACCUCAGUCCUCACAGCUUCAUCAGAGACAAACUGAACAGAUGGAAACAGGAGUUGAUGGAGAGGACUGUGGAGGAGCAGAACCAGAGAGGCACUCAGAUCCAGAGAGAUGUUUACAACCAGAGAUUGAGGUCAAGAUUGAAGACUCUUAUGAACCUGAGACUGAUGACAGUGAUGAUUGGCAAGAGACAAGAGAAGAUCUGUCAGAAUUAAACUUGAAAAAUAAGAAACUGACUGGUAAGAGACCACAUAAGUGCUCAGCGUGCGGUAAAAGAUUUAACCGAAAAGAGCAUCUCAUCAGACACACGAUGAUUCACACAGGAGAGAAACCCUUCAGUUGCUCUAAAUGCGAGAACAGAUUUACCUGUAAGUCUAGUUUGACAUAUCACAUGGCAAAUCACAGAGGGGAGAAACCCUUUAACUGCCUUGUGUGUAGUAAAAGAUUUAACCGAAAAGGGCAUCUGACCAGACACAUGUUAGUUCAUACAGGAGAGAAAGCUUUCAGCUGCUCUGAGUGCGGUAAAAGAUUUUACUUGCAAAAUGAUCUGACUACACACAUGACUAUUCAUAUGGGAGAAAAACCCUUCAGCUGCUCUGAGUGUGGUCAAAGAUUUAACCGAAAAGGAAAUCUGUCCAAACACAUGAUUAUUCACACAGGAGAUAAAUUCUACAGCUGCUCUCAGUGUGGAAAACAAUAUAGACAUAAGGGGAAUCUGAAGACACACAUGUUAGUUCACACUGGAGAGAACGCUUUCAGCUGCUCCGUUUGCAGUAAAGGUUUUACCCGAAGAGGAAGUCUGGCCACACACAUCUUAGUUCACAAAGGAGAGAGACCCUUCUGUUGCUCUAUUUGCAGUAAAGCAUUUUAUCAAAAAGGAGCCUUAACCCAACACAUGAUAGUUCACACAGGAGAGAAACCAUUCAGCUGCUCUGAGUGUGAGAAACGAUUUACCACGAAGUCAAGUUUUUCAUUUCACAUGGCAACUCACAGAGGGGAGAAACCCUUCAGCUGCCUUGAGUGUGGUAAAAGAUUUAACAGAAAAGGGCAUCUGACCAGACACAUGUUAGUUCAUACAGGAGAGAAACCCUUUAACUGCUCUGAGUGUGGUAAAAGGUUUAGUUCUGAGGGAAAACUGACCAGUCACAUGAUGAUUCACACUGGAGAGAAGGCCUUCAGCUGCUCUGAGUGUGAGAAAAGAUUUACCCGUAAGUCUAGUUUGACAAAUCACAUGGCAUUUCACAGAGGGGAGAAACCCUUCAGCUGCCUUGACUGUACUAAAAGAUUUUACCAAAAAGUGCAUCUGACCAGACACAUGUUGGUUCAUACAGGAGAGAAACCCUUUAGCUGCUCUGAGUGUGGUAAAAGGUUUAACCGUAAAGUGCAUCUGACCAGACACAUGUUAGUUCAUACAGGAGAGAAACCCUUUAGCUGCUCUGAGUGUGGUAAAAGGCUUAGUUCUAAGAUAAAUCUGACCAAACACAUAAUGAUUCACACUGGAGAGAAAUGCUAAUCCUGUGUAAUGGUAAAUGUUACAUGUUUUGUUGCUGACAUAUGAACCAGUAAGUUGGGAGCAGCUAUGACGUUUGAAUUGAAAGGGUUUUUAUGAAACAGUUACAGUGUAAGGAUCCUUCUUCUCUCCUGAUAUCUUCUCUUCUUUCUGUCAUUCUGUUUCCUUGGAGGCCUCAGUGUUGGGUAGCACAAGUUCUUCAGUCAGCUCAUGUGUAACCUUGUAAUAAAUAAAUUGAUGUAGAGUGAGAAAGACUUUCAUAUGAAACAAUAGAAAUGCAUUAUAGCCUUCAGUGUGUAUAACUAAAUGGUAUAUGGAAAAAACACUACAAUUGUGUGUAUAUUUGUUCUGUUAUCAUUUCUCUCUUUGGCUUCCUUUUUGCUGCUUCACUGAAUUGGGGAUAUAUAGUGGCAUAGGUGACAGAAAGUGGAAGGCACAGGUAGGGGGAGCACAGACAGUUCUCACCAGACCAGCAUUCAUGUUUCAGACCAGCACUCAGACAAUCAACAACAGGUAUUCUACUGGCUACGUUUAACUGGAAAUGGUAUGUGUUUUUUGUUCUCAUAUCCCCAUCAAUUAACUACAAUAAACUUCCAACUCAACUAUAA
Messenger RNA from Labrus mixtus (cuckoo wrasse), 2854 nucleotides. RefSeq names its product gastrula zinc finger protein XlCGF57.1-like. Gene Ontology annotation, molecular function: DNA-binding transcription factor activity, RNA polymerase II-specific; RNA polymerase II cis-regulatory region sequence-specific DNA binding. The transcript has 2 exons. NCBI's taxonomy places the organism in Eukaryota, Metazoa, Chordata, Actinopteri, Labriformes, Labridae. The coding region runs from base 351 to 2249 and encodes 632 amino acids. The record is from RefSeq and is a predicted model, not a curated record. Gene Ontology annotation, biological process: regulation of DNA-templated transcription.